Molecule: messenger RNA, 2013 nt
Organism: Calypte anna (Anna's hummingbird)
Lineage: Eukaryota; Metazoa; Chordata; Aves; Apodiformes; Trochilidae
Gene: P4HB
Product: prolyl 4-hydroxylase subunit beta
Exons: 11
Coding region: 54-1598 (514 amino acids)
Biological process (GO): protein folding; response to endoplasmic reticulum stress
Cellular component (GO): endoplasmic reticulum; external side of plasma membrane
Molecular function (GO): protein disulfide isomerase activity
Source: RefSeq, a predicted model, not a curated record
GCGCCCCCCGCCCCGGCUCGUCCCGCUUCCCUUCGGUCGCCGCCAUCAGCGCCAUGGUCGGUCUGCGUGUGCUGCUCCCGCUGCUCUGCCUCCUGCUGCCGCCCGCCUGCCCCGCCGAGGCCAUCGAGGAGGAGGAGGGGGUGCUGGUGCUGCGCGCCGCCUCCUUUGAGCAGGCUCUGGCAGCGCACCGGUACCUGCUCGUCGAGUUCUACGCCCCAUGGUGCGGGCACUGCAAAGCACUGGCACCCGAGUAUGCCAAGGCGGCGGCCAAGCUGAAGGCAGAGGGCUCAGAGAUCCGUCUGGCCAAGGUGGAUGCCACAGAGGAGUCGGAGCUGGCGCAGCAGUUUGGGGUGCGUGGCUACCCCACCAUCAAGUUCUUCAGGAACGGUGACAAGGCAGCUCCCAAGGAGUACACAGCUGGCAGAGAAGCUGAUGACAUCGUCAGCUGGCUGAAGAAACGCACCGGCCCGGCUGCAGCCACCCUGCCAGAUGCUGCUGCAGCAGAGACGUUGGUGGAUUCCAGUGAAGUGGUGGUGAUUGGUUUCUUUAAGGAUGCCACAUCGGAGGCUGCGAAGGAGUUCUUGUCAGCAGCAGAGGCCGUGGAUGACAUUCCUUUUGGGAUUUCCUCCAGUGCUGAUGUCUUCACCAAGUACCAGCUUAGCAAGGAUGGAGUGGUCCUCUUCAAGAAGUUUGAUGAAGGCCGUAACAACUUUGAAGGGGAUCUCAAGAAAGAUAAUUUACUGAAUUUCAUCAAGGCUAAUUCAUUGCCUUUGGUCAUAGAGUUCACUGAGCAGACUGCUCCUAAAAUCUUUGGAGGAGAGAUCAAGACUCAUAUCCUGCUGUUCCUACCAAAAAGUGUGUCUGACUACCAAGGGAAACUGGACAACUUCAAGAGCGCAGCUGGACACUUCAAAGGAAAGAUCCUGUUCAUCUUCAUCGACAGUGACCACAGUGACAACCAGAGGAUUUUGGAGUUCUUUGGCCUCAAGAAAGAAGAGUGUCCAGCUGUACGUCUGAUCACACUGGAGGAAGAGAUGACCAAAUACAAACCUGAAUCAGAUGACAUCACAGCAGACAAGAUCAAAGAGUUCUGUAACAAAUUCCUGGAGGGCAAGAUCAAGCCCCACCUGAUGAGUCAAGACCUUCCUGAAGACUGGGACAAGCAGCCUGUGAAGGUUCUAGUUGGGAAGAAUUUUGAAGAAGUUGCUUUUGAUGAGAAUAAGAAUGUCUUUGUAGAAUUCUAUGCCCCCUGGUGUGGUCACUGUAAGCAGCUGGCUCCAAUCUGGGACAAGCUGGGAGAGACCUACAGGGACCAUGAGAACAUUGUCAUUGCCAAGAUGGACUCCACAGCCAAUGAAGUGGAGGCAGUGAAAAUCCACAGCUUCCCCACACUCAAGUUCUUCCCUGCAGGCUCUGGCAGAAAUGUCAUUGAUUACAAUGGGGAGAGGACACUAGAAGGCUUCAGAAAGUUCCUGGAGAGUGGGGGUCAGGAUGGGGCGGCAGCUGAUGAUGAUCUGGAGGACCUGGAGACAGAUGAAGAAACAGACCUUGACGAAGGAGAUGAUGAUGAGCAGAGAAUCCAAAAGGAUGAAUUGUAAAGAGAAGACUGAUCUGCAUUACCCCAAAAAUCAGACACUAAAUUGGCUGCUGUUCUGCAGCCCAGUGAGCCAGAAACCCUUUGAGAUUAAAGCAGAAGGUGAAUGACUGGAUCCAGGGAUUGGCUUUUAAAGUAACACUUUACCCUCACUUUUCUGUACACUUGACUCUUUUCUUUCUUUUUGCUUUUGAGAAGGGAUCUGUCACUAGGUAGCUGGCCCAGCCAACUGGGCAUUUUUUUUUAUUAUUAUUAUGAUGUACUUUUUUUGUACACAGCUUUUGUUUGAAAUAUUCUGUUCUUGGUAGAAGCAGAUUAUGAAGUAGUAACACGAGUUCAGUGGCCCAGCCUUCUGGAGCGUGCCACUAACAUCUUCCAGGAAAGCUUUUUCCUUUUUUUUUUUUUUUUUCUUUCUAAAC